Molecule: messenger RNA, 1185 nt
Organism: Aureobasidium namibiae CBS 147.97
Lineage: Eukaryota; Fungi; Ascomycota; Dothideomycetes; Dothideales; Saccotheciaceae
Exons: 1
Coding region: 1-1185 (394 amino acids)
Source: RefSeq, a predicted model, not a curated record
AUGUUACGGAGGACGCGCAGGUCGCUGUUGCAGCUCGCACUUGUCUGUAUAGUCGUCUACUUGGUCUUCUCGCUUGUCGGCCCAUCGGCGCCCAAACUUUACUCGUGGAAUACGAUCCGCUACCAAUCAACGGCAGCAAGCCUCCCUGAAGCUCGAGGCUUAUGUCUUGGUCUCGAAAAUAGCUCCAAGCCCGCUCUGAUAGUUUCGCAUGUCGCUGCUGAUGGCGACACUGCUUGGCUGCAACGUCUCUCAUCCAAGUACCACCUCUGCAUUUACGAGGUUGAUGCGCCUGACGAUCCCACUGUCAAACACCUUCGCGUACCUGCCAAUCGUGGCCACGAAUCUAUAACUUACCUUACCUUCCUCAUCGACAACUACGACUCGAUAUCCCAAGCUGGCGCUGUCUUCGUGCACGGCAACCGGUUCCAGUGGCACAAUGACGACCCGCUGUACGACAAUGCAGCCAGUCUGGCCGCCUUGAACAUCCCAUCUGCACUCUCAACCACCGGCUACCACAACCUCCGAUGCGACUGGAGCGUAGGCACUUGUCCCCGAGACUCCGGACCCCCUCAGGGGAGUCUCGAAACAAGCUUCAACUCCAUCCUCCAACCCUGGAGUGCAAGGACCGUCUCAGAUGCCGCCAUGCCACACGCAUUCGCCGUCUUGUUCGGUGGAGAUGACUAUCUGAGAAAUGGAAAGAGCAAGGGACUGAAACUCGGUAGAAGUGACACUUUGCGUGCGCAAUGUUGUGCUCAAUUCGUCGUCUCCAGGGACUCGAUACACCGUCAUUCGCGCGAAGAGUAUGUUGCCCUACGGCAAUGGCUUCUUGAUGGCUACGGCAUGUCGAGGAACUCCAAUGCUGCCUCUCGCGACGACCGUAUUGCUGGACGUGUGUUGUCAUACCUCUGGCAUAUUCUGUUUGUGCCACAAGAGGACGGCCCUGUGGACCUGGACACGCUGAACAAGCAAGCAUGCCCCAGUGCUGCUGAUUGCUACUGCAAGUUAUAUGGCAAAUGCGAUCUCAACUGCAACGCCAGAGCUUGCUAUGGACAGUAUCGGCUGCCGCCGAACAUGCGUCUUCCUGACAACUGGGCCGAACUCCACGGAAAUGAUCUGUAUGUCGUGCAAGAGCCUGGAGUCAAAGCCCUGCACGGAAGGUUGUAUCCUAAAGCCUUUCAGCCUUGA